Messenger RNA from Calypte anna (Anna's hummingbird), 3439 nucleotides. RefSeq names its product ring finger protein 185 (gene RNF185). The record is from RefSeq and is a predicted model, not a curated record. The coding region runs from base 430 to 1014 and encodes 194 amino acids. Gene Ontology annotation, biological process: ubiquitin-dependent protein catabolic process. Gene Ontology annotation, molecular function: metal ion binding; ubiquitin protein ligase activity; ubiquitin-like protein conjugating enzyme binding. Lineage: Eukaryota; Metazoa; Chordata; Aves; Apodiformes; Trochilidae. Gene Ontology annotation, cellular component: endoplasmic reticulum. The transcript has 7 exons.
GGGGACAUCGCGCACAGGCGGCGGCUUCGAGGCACGAAAGGAGCGGGCCGGGGCCGAGCCAUGCCCGGGGCCGCUGGAAGGCCGGACCCGCCUGCGCCUCUUACAAACGAGUGAAGCGGGGGCGCGGCGGGAGCACCGGCUUCUGCCGGCCCGGCUCCGGCCCGGUCUCACAGCCGCGGCCCGCCCGCAGGCCCGGGGUGUGCCCGCCCUCGCUGCCGGAGCUCCGGCCCGGGCUGAGCCGCGGCGCGCAGGGCCCGGCGCCUCCUGCCAGGGUUUUUCUCCGAAAUCCCUGAUUUCCGCGGCCUGUGGGUGCUCGGGCCCCCGCGCUCCGCGGCGGAGCUGAAACCCUCCGGAAAGAGAAGCGCCUGUGCCGCCUGAGGCUUCCAACAGGAAAAUUUUCUUGACAGUGUGUUUGGGUAGCUCUUGAGGAUGGCAAGCAAAGGACCCACGACUUCUGCAUCAACAAAGAACUCCAGUACUGGAGGAACCAGUGGCAGCAGUAGCAGUAAUGGUGCUGGUGAUAACACUAAUCAAGACAACACUUUUGAAUGUAACAUCUGUUUAGACACUGCCAAGGAUGCAGUUAUCAGCUUGUGUGGACAUCUCUUCUGCUGGCCUUGUUUACACCAGUGGCUAGAGACCAGGCCAAACAGACAAGUGUGUCCUGUGUGCAAAGCAGGAAUCAGUCGAGAUAAAGUUAUUCCUCUGUAUGGAAGAGGUAGCACUGGGCAACAGGACCCCAGAGAAAAAACUCCACCACGACCCCAAGGACAGAGACCUGAACCAGAGAACAGAGGGGGAUUCCAGGGCUUUGGGUUUGGAGAUGGUGGCUUCCAAAUGUCAUUUGGAAUUGGGGCAUUUCCCUUUGGUAUAUUUGCAACAGCAUUCAACAUAAAUGAUGGGCGACCUCCUCCAGCUGUUCCAGGGACUCCUCAGUAUGUGGAUGAGCAGUUCCUAUCACGCCUCUUCCUGUUUGUGGCUCUGGUGAUAAUGUUCUGGCUGUUGAUUGCAUAAAUCUUUUCCAUUGUUCUGUAUAUUCAUGGCCAGCAAGGCCCCUGAAACAGUUAAAACCUGCAUCCCCAUCCCAUUUUAAACCUCUUGGUGUCUGGUUCCGUAGCUAACUAUGGGCUUCAGGAAUUGGUGGUACCACUGCACGAUGAGGAAUUUUGCACCAGAGAUGGAAAUUAAUUCCUGGUUAAAAAGCACGUUCCAGCUCAGCGAUCUGGUACAGCAGGUUCCUGCCACAAGCCAUGGGCCUUGCUUUGAGCUCUGCUCCUAAAAGGAGUGCUGCUUUGAAACCCUGUGCCAAGCAGUGACACCAGGUUUAUGUGAAACACAGCUGCAGGUAAGGAAACUCCUGCAGUGUGAUCAGUAUCUCGUGCUUGGCAACCACAGUGGAUCUGCCAGAGCUCUGGAUGUUAUUUAUUCCAACCUUCUUCAGGAAAUCAUCUGCAGCACUGCUGAGAUUCUUCAGGCAAAUAUGAUGCAAAUGGAAUCAGGUCUGGAGACUGUUUUCUUUCUGUUAUUUCCCAACGUGAAUGGAAAACCCCUCCUGAAGUGGUUCUAGUGGCUGUUAGAAGAAGGGAUACAAAGUUAUGCUGCAGUUUUUUAAAGCCCAAAUUCGCUGGAGCCAGACACUGGAAGAUUCUCUGGUUGUGGAGCCUGGUGGGGUCACUGAACAGUACAAUGCACCUCUCUGCCUCACCCAGCCCAGUUCCUCACUGACAAAAACAGUGUUGUCUUCCUCAGUUCUGCUCAGCAGCCUGUAGCUGCACUCGUGGAACAUCCCCUCACAACCUUGUCACUGUAGCUACAUUUAUUCUCCCCAAGGCUUUGAGACUUUCUACAUAAGGUCAUGUAUUCCAAAUAAAAUCCUAUUACAGAUCUGAGAUCAGCUUGUUUGGGGAGAGGAACAAAAGGCAUCUUUACGUGAGUUUUGAGUUCAAAGUUGGCAUACUGUAAAAUUAAUUAUACAGGAGGAAAACUGAGAUCCUGUCUUUGCUAACAGAUGCCAGAGUAGGGAGCACUGGGCAGCUUCAGUACAGGUGCAGACAGUGACCCGUGCCACAGCAGAAUGGCUGCAGCACCAGAGCCUCAGCACUGGCUACCAAAGAGAUUAAUUUGAAGUGCUGGGGGAGAACACAACCAUUGAUGUGCUGAGAGGAAAAUCACUCAGCAGGUGAGCACUCUGUACCUGUUUGGUUAUCCUGUUGCAUAUACAGCUUCAAAAAAGUACACUGAUGUAUUUGUGUAGAUCCCUCCAGAACAAGAGCUGUGAGAGAUUCCUAGCAAGAUGAACAGUGUUUGUAUUUCUCUGACUGGGCAAUUCCAUUGUUUUGUUUUUUUUUUUUUGUUUUCUCUUAGGUUAUUUUCAUUCAAAUCACCAAUAGUCAAUGAUUUUCUUCAAGAUGAAUAUUGUGACUUCCCUGGCAAUAGACAAACAACUGACAAAACAAAUCAAUUCACAGAAAUCUUGUUUAAGUAGCUGGGGGUUUUUUAGUGUAUGGAUGAGGUUCCUGGGCAAGGACACUUAUGUGAUUGUUGUAGAAGCUUGUUUAUGUAAUUAUAAAUCGUUCACUUUUAGCAUCAAGACAGAGGAUUGAAGUUUAACUUGCCUACCUCCAAAAUUCCAUCCGGCAAGUAGAAUGGUGGAAAGCUUCUGCAGUGUUUUGCCUCAUCUAGUCGUCCAAUUUAUACCUGACUUGAUGAUAAUCUGGCAGAACAUGUGAUCAGCUACAAAUAGUUGAAGUGGUGCUUCAAGUUCUGUUGUGUGGCACUUUAGAGAAGCGAACUUUUUGUGCAUAUUGUUCUACUCAAGUGCUUAACUUGGUGACUGGGCCCCUUUCUAGGAAAAAGGUUAUUUACUGCCUUCUCACAAGCAGCUCGCUUAGUGCAAUGUCGCAGCCUGGGAUUCCUUUCAUGAGCAGGCAGCACCACCUGCUGAUGAAAAGGGAAACUUCUUGUGACAGCAAAAGGAGUGAUUUUAUUCUCCUUUUCCUAUUGAGAAGCUCGAUGCUAGGAGCAGAGGUUAUCCCUUUAAAGCCUUUUUCCGACAGAGGACAGAAAGGGGUCUGUAAUAGGUUCAAGAGGUAUUGAAACUGAUUUAACUAACACUUAUGUUUUAAAAUACGGAAUUUUAAUAGCUUGGUGUUUUUCUCCCAUCUGUUGGUGAGACAUAAGGGACGUAGUAGGAGGUGGCUGCAGAAAAUUAACGGAGAGCCCUUAUUUUCUGGCAAUUCAAGAAGGAAAUAGUCUAAAAGUGUUAACGCUUUUGUUCCUUCCUUUUUCUUGGUGUGUAUUUUGUAUCGUAACCACUGCCCUCCCCCUUGUAUUCAGACUGCACACAGCCCAGAACGGCUUGUUUAGUGCAUUACCAUUACUGUUCACUAAUUUUCACUGUUGUGAAAGUGAUUUAGAAUUAAAAGAAUGGUUUUACAUU